Messenger RNA from Hypomesus transpacificus, 2137 nucleotides. RefSeq lists its product as uncharacterized. Gene Ontology annotation, molecular function: large conductance calcium-activated potassium channel activity. Gene Ontology annotation, cellular component: postsynaptic membrane. The transcript has 13 exons. The record is from RefSeq and is a predicted model, not a curated record. Lineage: Eukaryota; Metazoa; Chordata; Actinopteri; Osmeriformes; Osmeridae. Bases 674 to 1822 code for a protein of 382 amino acids. Gene Ontology annotation, biological process: potassium ion transport.
UCUCUGUCAACGCAAUAACAAUGGCUGCAUUUUUCACCCGCUCACUCCUGGAUCUCCCAACAAUAUCCCUGACAGAUGUGAGCAGAAUUAUCCAGGCUAAUUCAGCCACAGCCACCGCAAGAAGGGGGAAAAGGAUUUAAACUCUACGUUUCGAAUUAUGUCCAUAAUUAUGAAGUGGAGCCGUAAAGAUAUAGGUGUCAUACAAACGCUCACAAUAGGAAGCGGUUCAACGGGACAUACACCCAAGUCCUGGGGAAACCGCCUGUGGUGGUGUGUGGGCACCUUUCCGGGGAGAGGUUUACACUGACCUUCUCUUCCUGGGGGACUUCUGCCCUGAUACUGGACUGGAGGACUUUCUGGGCAGUCUCUCGGGGCAUGUCAAGUAUUAUCAGGGCUCAGUGAAGACGAGCACAGGACAACAACACACUGAACAGGUACGCACACACACUCACAGACAUGCUCACACACACACACAAAUCUCCACACAUCAACGCCGUCUCUCCUGUGUCGUCUCAUUCUAGUAUGAUCACCGUCAAGACGUAUCAUCCCGAAAACAAGGGUGAUUGUCAAAAUAUUGAAGCCCAGCAACAAGUUCCUGGUACAGAAUAUCCCAGACUGGAAGUGGAGCUUUGGCGAUGCGGCCUUGUGUCCGAUGGAGCUCUAGCUGGGCUUCAUGGCACAGAGCUGCAGGGUGCCAGGACUGUCUAGGCUGCUGGCUAAUCUGUUCACAAUGCAGAGUAAGGUGGAGCAGGAAGGUGACUCGUGGAAGAACCUCUACAGAGAGGGGAUGUACAACGAGGUCUACACAGAGCACCUCUCCUGGCCUUUUAGAGGCAUGACCUUCGCCCAAGCCAGCAAGCUCUGCUUCCUGAAGCUGGGCGUGCUGCUCAUCGGCAUAGCAACAUACAGCGAAGACAACGAGAUGAGGGAGGGGGACUCAUUGACAGUGAAGAACCUGGCUAACGAUAUCAAGGCUUGGAGCCAGGACAUUGGGAUCAGGACAAGCGAUGCCAACUGCAGUCUGGCAGAGACAGAUGAUCUUCUCCUGUACUUGCCAGAGGACACUUGCCUGGAGAGGGGGGUCGCCAUGGGAGAGACAGAGAAUGUGAGGAUCAGUGAGCAGUAUGCCCCUUGUCUUCCAGAGCAACAGCUAUGGAACCAGAGAUCUCUGCUAGCUUGGACGGGUCACCACUGUCCCCAGCGACUGUCCAACAUCAAAGCUGAGGUGUGUCCAAGUAGGCCACCGCGGUCGCAGGAAGAGCAGGCUUGCAUCCUGCAGCACCGGCGCUCCAGGGGGAUGGAGGGCAUGCGUGAUGAAGAGGUGCUGGCUAUCAUGAGGAUGCUAUGCCAGAUUGAUCCCAAGCAGGACGCCCACUCCCAGCCGUCCUCUCUGGGAGGGAGCACGGGCCUGGCUGUGGACCGCUUCAGGAGGCAGUGUUUAGGGGAGUACCUGGAUACACUGGAUCAGUGUCGCAAAAAGGGAGUUUCUGUCAGUCAGUCCUCAUUGGAGAAAGUGCUUCUGCACCCGGAGGAUUGUAACAUGAGGGGUCCAGAGCGUCCUGUACUGAGGCAGGCAGGGUCCACCCCGCUCCCAGGCUGUGGGGGCCGUCUGAGGGGCUGGCUCAACUGGGACCAUGGAGCCACCCCCCAGGACGAGAAGGAAGAGCAAGAUAGCCAAGAGGAAGCAGCCACACACAAAGUCCCCAAACUGAUGCCUGUGUACCCCUCCAGAAGAUCAGUCCACCGCAAGCCCAAGAUGAUGACGCUGUCUACUGGUCUUGCUGAGAAACAAGGAGCCCUCCUACAGACGUGCCAACCCUAAUGCUCUCUGGCCUGGCCAGGAUGACCAUGUCAGACUCUACCUGCCCCAGGUGGGCAUUUCCCCUCAGGAAGUUCUCUUCCAGCACAUCGUCCGCUCUCCAGCUCCCAGCCGUGGGAACUGGCCCAUUAACAGCCAAGGAUACUCCACCUCAGGAGACAUCGAUGGACAUAAGGCCUACAUUCUGUAGAUCUAGGUCAAUCCUCUCGAUUGAUCCAAUAUUAAUUUGUCUAUUGAGAGUGUAUUAAACAAAGUUAUGUUUAUUUCGUUUUUGGAGGUAAUCACUGGCAUAUUGCAGAAGUAUUUAUGAAGAGUCAC